AUGGGUAUUUCUCAGCCUUUAAGUGGAAAGCUGAGUGGCCGUGUUUCUGUUGGAGACACUAAAGCUCAGCUAAACAAUGUGGACAUCCAUGGCUUUGCUGUGGUGGGAGAAGGACGUGUAUACAUCUCCAUCAGUCCUGUCCCAACUCAGGCAGGUUGGGCUUUGAUGGCUGUGGGCCCGCUGGUCUCCAUAUUUGGUUGGCUGUUUGCUCUUGAGCUCCAAGACCAUCCGAAUGGCUUCAGCAUAACUGGUGCUGAGUUUUCUCAAUGGGCAGAACUGGUUUUCAGCCCACAAGGACAGCAUGUUACUAUUAUUCAAGAGGCUCAAGGAUUGGAUUCAUUCAACCACUUGAAUUUUGACAUAAGGAUCAAUGGAGAUUUACCUACCAUUCCCAGUGGUGCUAAAGUUCAUAUUCUGCCAUAUAAAGAGACCUAUCAAUACAACCAAUCAGGUAAUUCUUUUGUGACAUCAUCUUCACUGCGAGAGUACAUGGUGGUGUCAGAAAAUGGUGGAUCUGAGACAUUCUCCUACCUGCUACACCAGAAUGUGAGUUUCCGUAACUGUGAGCAUGGCCCAUGGACCAUACCGGACUUUCAGCAAGUCAAUGUGGAGCAUUUGAUGGUCAUGUUCACUGAAGGAACCACGCUUAGAUUUGCCAUAACCAACCAAGUGGGACCUGUAGGAGGUGAGCUCCCUGGGCUUGUGGAGUUGAACCCCUGUUCAACUGGGAAGCACCAUUGUGACCCCAUGGCCCUCUGUCUGCCAGGGGACGGCACUCAGUACCACUGUCAGUGUGCCAUGGGCUUUCAGGGGGAUGGACGCAACUGCUAUGAUGUAGAUGAGUGUGCUGAGGGACUCAGUUCCUGCGGUCCUCACUCUGAGUGUGUGAACAUGCCGGGUGGCCAUCACUGCCACUGUGAAUCUGGCUUUGAGUUUGACCUCGAUUUGCAUGUGUGUGUAGAUAUUAAUGAGUGUUUCCUGCAGCUCUGUCAUCCGUUUGCUUCCUGCUCCAACACCCAGGGCUCGUUCCACUGUCAGUGCUGGCCUGAAUACAAGGGCGACGGCUUCCUCUGCCAACCACCACAGAAGCCCAAACCCCCAUUAACUGUGUGCCAGCAGCACAGAGAUAGUCUGCAAGAGAGUCUAAGCAUCUACCAAGGCCUUGAGGCCUUCAUUCCUCAGUGUGAUGAGAAAGGGCAGUACAAACCCCUGCAGUGUCUGGGCACCACUGGCCACUGCUGGUGUGUGGACAGUAGAGGGCAGGAGAGAUUGGGCACCAGGACAAUGCCUGGCACAGUGCAUGCCAACUGUGAUCAGCCAGCUGCCCUGGUUCCUCGUGUGGAGACUGUGUGCGAGCGCUGGAGGCUUUCACUCAUGAGUCACUAUAAUGGUCAGCCGUCCUCUCAGGACUACAUGCCCCUGUGUGACACUCAAGGGAAUUUCCUGCCUGUGCAAUGUUAUGGCAUCAGCAGUUUCUGCUGGUGUGUGGAUCAUCAAGGCGUGGAAAUUAUUGGAACACGAUCCUACGAUGAUGUAAAGCCCCCCUGUAUCUCAGAUGAUGCCCCCCCACUGAACAAUGCAUUGAUGUAUCCUGUCAUAAGCUCAUCCCCUUCAGGACCUGCUAUCCUUUAUGCACAAGCCUCACAGAUUGGAGUUAUUCCUCUUGAUGAAACAGACCCAGUUCAAGAAAAAUCCACUGUUUUACUGGCCUUAAAGGACUCCGUUGUGAUUGGAAUGGAUUAUGACUGUCAGGAGAACAUGUUAUAUUGGACAGAUUUUGGACGACAUACCAUUAACAGAGUGGUCUUAGAAUUUGGGUCUGAGCCAGAGGCUAUUAUCAGCCAAGGCUUGGUCCAGCCAGAGGGAAUUGCAGUGGACACUGUGCACAGGAAGCUGUUCUGGGUAGACAGUGGGAAAGACAGGAUUGAGACAUCUGGUCUGGAUGGCAGGAACAGAAAAGUGCUGAUUGAUUCUGAUUUGGUCAAUCCCAGAGCCAUCACAGUGGACGCUAAGAGGAGAACCUUAUAUUGGACCGACUGGAACCGUGAUGCUCCCAAAAUAGAGAGCUCAUCACUGGAGGGACGUAAGAGGAAAGUACUGGUGCAAGUGGGUCUCAUGUUGCCCAAUGCCUUGACACUGGACUUAACCACAAAUCAGCUGUGCUGGGCAGAUGCAGGAUCAAAGAAACUGGAGUGCAUAUCUCCAGAUGGGACUCAGAGACAUGUGUUCCAGGAUGCUUUGGACUAUCCGUUCAGUCUGGCCAUCUAUAACAGCCACUUUUACUACACUGACUGGGAGAGAGAUGGGAUACUGGUGAUAGAUCAAAUCACUAGGAAAAACACAGCUUAUGUCCCUAUUCAGCAGUCACACUUGUAUGGGAUUACAGUAAUUCCAUCACAAUGUCUAUAGCGACAUCUCUCCUCAUCUCUGAUGACAUUUUUACUGGCGUGAGGGCGGGACAACCUGUCACUCACAUGAGAUCGACCAAUAGCAAACCACAAUCAUCCAAUCAAUUCCCCAUGGACAAGUCUGCCCUAUAUUUGAAGUCGCUUCACUCAUCCCAAAAGGAAAGAAAAAACUAUAGCAAAUUUCAUUUUGUGCCUACUUUUAAGAACAUGCAAAUAAAAAUGUGAAACAUUUGCUAUUGCACUUUAACAGAGAACUGAUAGCAUUCAAGCUACAAUUAAAAGUGAGUGCGGACCCUUUUGUUCUGGGUGACAGAAGUUCAUGCCAACAAAAGUAGGAACAGAUAGUUUCUUCCAUAUUGUGAUUGUGAAUUAUCAAGAAAAAAAAAAAGAAGGUGAAUGGGUUUUUGAGAUGUGUGCAUUGCAAUCAAAAAUUGAGGCAGGUCUGAAUGCAAGCUUGCAGUUAUGAAAAUUUCAAGCAAUAACAUGCAUUUAGAAAAUACAUAGAGCGAACUUUUAUUUCAUAUUGACUUUAAAGGUGCAGUGUGUAAAUUUUAGCGCCAUCUAGCAGUGAGGUUGCGAACUGCAACCAACGGCGCUCACC
This is a messenger RNA of Ctenopharyngodon idella (grass carp), 3009 nucleotides long. Its product is annotated as nidogen-2-like. NCBI's taxonomy places the organism in Eukaryota, Metazoa, Chordata, Actinopteri, Cypriniformes, Xenocyprididae. Gene Ontology annotation, molecular function: calcium ion binding. The record is from RefSeq and is a predicted model, not a curated record. Bases 1 to 2409 code for a protein of 802 amino acids. The transcript has 16 exons.